AGAGUUGCAACAGCCAGGAAAAGCUUUACAGCUGCAUCCCAGGAAGGUUUACUUAGAAGAAAUGGAUUGGCUGGAUCCUAUUUCUGUGUUGUUCCUACUUGCCCUCACACUUGCAUUCCUCUGGAAAAGGCACUAUUUCUGGAAGAGCAGUAGCAAAAAUCUCCCACCAGGACCACGGCCAUUACCACUCAUUGGAAACCUCCACCUCAUGGAUGUGAAGAGGCCUUACAGAACCAUGAUGAAGUUAUCGAAGGAGUAUGGUCCUGUUUUCAGCAUCCAAAUGGGAUUCCAGAAAAUGGUCGUUCUGUCGGGCUACAAGACUGUAAAGGAGGCUUUGGCGAACCAGGCAGAUGCCUUUGCGGACAGGCCCAUAGUUCCAGUGUUUGAAGACUUUCAACAUGGCCAUGGUAUUGUUGUUUCUAAUGGUGAGAACUGGAAAGUGAUGAGGCGGUUUGCACUAACCACAUUAAGGGACUACGGAAUGGGCAAGAAGACCAUAGAAGACAGAAUUGUCGAGGAGUGCCGUUUCCUAAUACAGAAGUUUGAAUCUUUUGAAGGAAAACCAUUUGAGACGACUACAAUCAUGAAUGCAGCUGCUGCCAAUAUUAUAGUGUCCAUAAUACUCGGCAAGCGAUACGAAUACGAAGACCCCACAUUUAUAAGAUUACUGAACUUGUUCGAUGAAAACAUACGGCUCAUGGGAAGUCCCUCAGUCCUGCUGUACAACAUGUUUCCUGCUCUGGGCUUUCUUUCUGGUGGGCGCAAGACUGUCCUUAAGAACAGGGAUGAAGUGCUCGACUUCAUACAGGCCACCUUCCUAGAACACCUCAAAGAACUCGACGUGAACGACCAGAGGAGCUUUAUCGAUGCUUUCCUAAUCCAACAGCAAGAGGAAAAGAACAGGAACCAGAGCAACGGAUUUUUUCAUAAUGAAAACCUAAAAGCUGUGGUGGUAGACUUAUUUGGCGCUGGCAUGGAGACCACUUCGACUACUUUGCGUUGGGGCCUGUUGCUGAUGAUGAAGUACCCUGAAAUUCAGAAGAAAGUGCAAGAAGAAAUAACAAAGGUCAUUGCGUCUGCUCAGCCACGGAUUGAGCACCUGGUUCACGAGGUCCAGAGGUUUGCUAAUAUUGUCCCCAUGAACGUGCCACAUGCCACCGCUGCAGACGUCACUCUUGGAGACUACUUCAUCCCAAAGGGAACCCAUAUCAUUCCGUUACUGUACUCUGUGCUGUAUGAUGAAUCUGAGUGGGAGAAACCGCUUAAAUUCUAUCCCGAGCACUUCCUUGACUCCGAAGGAAAGUUUGUCAAGAGGGAUGCCUUCCUGCCUUUCUCUGCAGGUCGGCGAAUGUGUGCUGGUGAGACCCUGGCCAAAAUGGAGCUCUUCCUCUUCUUUGUGACUCUCCUGCAGAGAUUCACUUUCCAGCCAGCCCCUGGGGUGUUGAGAGAAGACCUGGACCUGACCCCUGCAGUUGGGUUUACGGCGCCCCCAAAGGCCUACAAUUUAUGUGCUUUGCCACGAUCUUAACAUCCAACCAUGUUUUGCUUCCCUCCACACACCAUCCUCCUCUUCUGCACCUAACAAGGACACUUCAGAUUCAGCAUAACCUUCGUGUUUCAUAUACCUAUCUGCAGAACCCCUACAAGCUCGAUCAGAGACAUAACUUAGUUCAAAAUUUAGACUUCAAUUCUUCAAUUGUUGCUAUAUAAAGAAAACAACAACAAUGUUUCUGUAUCUGAUUUCUUGUAUUGUCUUUUA
Molecule: messenger RNA, 1759 nt
Organism: Gekko japonicus
Lineage: Eukaryota; Metazoa; Chordata; Lepidosauria; Squamata; Gekkonidae
Product: cytochrome P450 2K1-like
Biological process (GO): xenobiotic metabolic process
Cellular component (GO): cytoplasm; intracellular membrane-bounded organelle
Molecular function (GO): heme binding; iron ion binding; oxidoreductase activity, acting on paired donors, with incorporation or reduction of molecular oxygen, reduced flavin or flavoprotein as one donor, and incorporation of one atom of oxygen
Source: RefSeq, a predicted model, not a curated record